This is a messenger RNA of Dalotia coriaria, 1277 nucleotides long. Its product is annotated as cathepsin L-like. Gene Ontology annotation, molecular function: cysteine-type endopeptidase activity; cysteine-type endopeptidase activator activity involved in apoptotic process. The transcript has 4 exons. The coding region runs from base 164 to 1186 and encodes 340 amino acids. Gene Ontology annotation, cellular component: lysosome. Lineage: Eukaryota; Metazoa; Arthropoda; Insecta; Coleoptera; Staphylinidae. The record is from RefSeq and is a predicted model, not a curated record. Gene Ontology annotation, biological process: positive regulation of apoptotic signaling pathway; positive regulation of peptidase activity; immune response.
CAACAGACAGCAAAACGCAAAACGGACCAUCUGAUGAUCUGACCUAAACAAAAACAGGGAAGUUACUUGCUGGCGGCAUUCGACGGUCGAAAUCAGUUGGAUUCCGUGCUCUGCUGAGUGAACAACUUGUAAUACAACACCAAAAAACGCAAUAGAAACCAGUAUGAAGGGAUUACUGGUUCUGGCCGCCCUUGUAGGGAUCGCUCAGUGCGUGUCCUUCUUUGACCUUGUCUCGGAACAAUGGGCAUCUUUUAAGCUGCAACACAAGAAAGAAUAUGACAGCGAAACAGAAGAGAAGUUCAGAAUGAAGAUUUUCAUGGAGAACGCACAUAAAGUAGCCAAACACAACCAGAUGUACGAGAUGGGACUGGUUAACUACAAAUUAGGAGUGAAUAAAUGGGCGGACAUGUUGCAUCAUGAGUUUGUGCACACCGUCAACGGAUACAAUCGCAGCCUGGGUAGAUCCAGUGGAUUAUUCCAGGAUGAGAAUGAUAAGGGUGUUACUUUUAUUUCUCCUGCUCAUGUUACCGUCCCCAAGGAAGUGGAUUGGCGUAAAGAGGGCGCUGUCACCGUUGUGAAGAACCAGGGACAUUGUGGAUCCUGCUGGAGUUUCAGUGCGACUGGAGCUCUUGAAGGUCAACACUUCCGUAAAACUGGUAAACUCAUCUCCUUGAGUGAACAGAACUUGAUUGACUGCUCUGGUAAAUACGGUAACAAUGGUUGCAAUGGCGGCCUCAUGGACAACGCCUUCCGUUACAUCAAAGACAACCAUGGUCUGGACACAGAGAAAACCUACCCAUAUGAAGCCGAAGAUGACAAAUGCAGAUACAACCCGAAGAACUCCGGUGCCACUGAUAAGGGCUUCGUUGACAUUCCCUCUGGUGAUGAGGAAGCCCUCAUGAAAGCCAUUGCAACCAUUGGACCAGUGUCUGUUGCCAUCGAUGCCAGCCAGGAGACCUUUCAAUUAUACUCCGAAGGAGUUUAUUAUGAUCCCAAAUGCAGCAGUGAGGAAUUGGAUCAUGGUGUCUUGGCUGUUGGUUAUGGCACCACUGAAAAGGGCGAAGAUUAUUGGUUGGUGAAGAACUCCUGGGGUGACAGCUGGGGUGAUGGUGGAUACAUCAAAAUGGCGAGGAACAGGGACAAUCAUUGUGGCAUUGCUACCCAAUCCAGCUAUCCUUUGGUUUAGUGUGAAUUCAGUGAAGAUUCUUUUGUAUUGUAAUCAUUUUUAGAGUUAAGUUGCUCAAAAUGCCAAAAACGAAUAAAUAGAGUUAUUUUAA